AUGACCACUGAGUUCAGCGACCAGCUUGCUUUUGACAAUGACUUGGAUGUUCGGCGGGCGGCCAAGGAAUUGCAUGUUUCGAAGAGCUGCAGCGAACAUGAGAAGCCAGCGUCUACACCUGUGACAGAAGACGAGGGGGUCUUUGAGAUCCGCGACUUCUCCAACGUCUCGGACUUCGAGCGCUGGUCGCACCAGAUUUCGCUGGCCGCCAAGCGUUGGGGCGCUGCGCUUCAGGCAGCCGAGUCGAGCGAUGAUGUGUUGCAGAUGCGGGAGUGCUUCGAGCAAGGCAACUUUCAAUACGAGCUUUUAUUUCAAUUGGUGCCGCUUGCGGAGACAAAGAAGGAGGAUCGGCUGGGCCUCCACGCCUUUCCAACCAGAGCCCAUCGAUUGCAGAGAUGGUUUGGGGUGAGGCACUUUGUGAUCAUCAGCAUAAACAAGCACAACAUUGACGUCGAUAGUGCAAGAACGCUUCUGGGAGCAGCUGCUAUUGCCGUCUCUGGUGCCAAACUCCCCCUGCCACUCAGCUGUUUCGUUCCGGUGGAGGGGGGGCGGAAGCGAGUUUUAGGGGAGGCGCUCCAGGGCAACCGCACCAUUUACUCCACAGACCUGCAGAACACUGUGCAGCCAUGCUUGGAGCACCUCGCCGGCCUGGCAGACUUUUUCCAGAAGAAGGUGCAAGCGGGGGCGGAUAAGAAGCACACUAUGAUGGUUGGUGCCCGGUUCACGUACUCGGCCGACCACUUUGAGCUGUGGCAACAGCGCUUUCGGGAGAAAUUCAGCGUGGAGGCACAUGAACAUAUGGCUGACCCAGUUGAGUCUCUCAAGCUCCAUUGCCUGUGGCCGGCCUUUCCCUUUGGUGCCUUCGUGGAUGAUGCUCACUACUCUGAGCUGGAUCCCCGGACGGCGCCCUACUGGAAGCUCCGCGUGCUCCGCCGCGAUUCCUCCGCCCCGCUGACCCAGCGGCUGCGCGCACUGCUGAGCUUCCGCCGAGAGGCCUGCACCAUUCGGUCCGCAGAGCAUAGCAUACAGAUGCAUGCGCCGCGGACGGCCAUGGGCUCCUUGACCGCUGCCAUUCAGGAGUCUUUGGAGUCAAUCCUUUUGCCCACAGAUGGAGAAAUGCAGAUGAUGGUCGAAGCCUGCAUGGAGUCCUCAGUGGUGCCAACGGCUGAGAGCCCCCCACCGGCUUUGAGGGGUUUGAAGGGUGGGCGCUGUGGAGGUCGCUUGGUUCGCAUUGCCGAGCUCUCUGCCACCAUGCGCUGCUUCAAAGGCUCGGUGAUGCUGUGGUGUAACGUCCUCGCGCGCAUGCGGACCCAGUGGGAUGCUUUGGAGGCACCCGGCUCGGUCGCGCCGCCCACCGCCCGGAUCAGCGCCAGAGGCACCCGGACAGAGUUCUUCGACGCCAGCAUGUGCCUGGCGCAGCAGAAGAUGGAGCUCUUGCAGUGCAGCGUGGCGGCGUGCCGGACCCGGGCGGACCCGGACGCGGACGCGGGCGCGGACGCGGAGAAGACGGAGCUAGAGACGGAGGGGCGCGGCUCCAUGAGGCCCCCGAGCCUGGCGGCGCCGCCGUUGCUCACGGAGGAUGUGCUGCUGCAGCGGGACACGGCGGCCGCGAGUUUGACGGCAGCGGAGGUGGCGGAGUUGGACGGCCGCGAGAUGCGCAGCGACAUGGCAGCCUUCCGGGCCGCCAACCCGGGCGCGGCGCUGACGGACUUCCUCCAAUGGCGGCAGAACGUGGAGGGCCUAAGCUUGAAGUUCCCAGAGGAUUGGCUCCAGAGCCUGUGGAAUGAGCCGCCAUGCUGGAGCAAGCUCUUUGAGCCGGAGCGGGAAGCUGAGAUGGCCUUGCACUACUUGGAGAGCAUUGAGGGCACGCAGUUGCUGCUCCAGCUCUUUAGAGUAUUGCUCCGUAGCACACUGGAAGAUCUCAGUGCCCACAUCGCAGCAACUGGGGGUGGGCCUGCCUACAUCCGCAUGCUUAGGGACCGAGUCAUCUCUGCUGCUGUGUGUGCCUUCAGCUGGCGGGGCAAUCAGAAAAUGGCUUCAGAGGAGGUCGACGUCGAGGCCACUUUGAUGGGUGAAGUGGCAGACUUCCCGGAAGAGGAGUAUCUGCAGGGCGUCCUUGCCGCGCUGGAGGUGCUGGAGUCUUCCAUGAGGCUGGCAGCAUCCCUUCGAGCCAAGCUGGGUGGCCAAGCUGAGGGCCUGCUGGAAGAACUCCUCACUGAGGGGGAAGCGGAUGUCACCGCGGACGAUCAGCGCGAAGUCAUCGAGAUGCUCUUUGACAGCAGCCGGCACUUGGCACGGGAUGAGAUCCACUCCUCGGUGCCUUUGGCCAUUUUCGACACCUUGCCUUUGGCCAAAGAGUUCGUACUGCAACUGCAGCCUGCCGCUGGUGAGCAGAAAUGUAUGCGCAGACUGUAUGCAGAGGUGCGGGAGGACCACACGAGACUGGCCGUGGUGCGCGAGCUUGCAUUUUGGUGA
Molecule: messenger RNA, 2475 nt
Organism: Effrenium voratum
Lineage: Eukaryota; Dinophyceae; Suessiales; Symbiodiniaceae
Source: the annotation of a GenBank genome assembly